AUGAGAUUCUCUCUGCUAUUAUCUCUGAUUGCGUUGAUCACAUCAGCCCUAUCUGGAGUACUAGCACAAUAUGGUGCCCCAGUCAGUGUUUCCUCCUUAUCAGCGGCCACUCUAGCUGAUGCCACUGGUACUUCAACUGCAUCCAAAGGCUCUGCUAGUGGAGCAACUGGUUCCGGCAGUGCUACUGCCAAACCUCCUAAGAAAGGCAGACCACCUACUGAGGUUAUUGGCAGUGCCUGUUAUGUUGCCGCUGCCAGGUUCAACUUUGGAUGUCCUGUCCCAAUAGCUGCAAAGGUAUCUGCGCAAGUUCCCAAAUGUCUUUGCAAGAACCUUCCAUAUAUUGAAACUGUGGUUGGUUGUAUCAAUGACCAUUCUGCACACAAUAAGACACUGCAGAAAAAGGCUUUCAAGACCAUGCAGACUUUAUGUGUCCAAUCCAACUAUGAUUACCUCAAUAUUUCCAAAAGUCUUCCAUCUCGUGAUGUUCUUGCAGAUGACAAAGAUUUCACUUCCAUCCACAAGUCUCCAUUUGUUGUUCCUCAGUCAGUGUACAACCACGAAAUCACCCUUAUCAAUCAGCCUACAACUGAUAAGAAGAGGGAUGCCUUCUUCGCAGCUGCUGUCUUGAUCUACUGGGGUGGUGUUUUCCUUCUUCGUGCAUUGACAAAUUUCUGCUUCUAUGUUUUCCCUAGGAUCCUCCUCAAGACUAAUAUUCACUUCUUCAAGCAUAUUAGACAGAAAUUCCUACUACCAGCUGCCGGUUCCUAUCACCAUUCCAAGCCUAAAGCUGCUGGAAGCUUUACCUUCUCAAUUCCUCUCCGUUCAGAAGCCCUUGUCAUACUUGGAUACAUUAUCCUUAAUUAUAUCCUUUGUUUUUCAAAGAAUGAUUAUUAUAAUGACAACUUCUACAAUCCCAGUGAGCAAACUCAGUUUAGCAAAGAACUCGGUAAUAGAUCUGGUCAAUUGGUUGUCUCUCAGCUAAUGUUGUCUGUGUUGUUUGGUGGUAGGAACAAUUUUCUCAUUUGGAUUACCGGCUGGCCAUUAAGCACGUUUAAUGUCUUCCACAAAUGGGUCUCGAGAGUCGUAUUUGUGAAUCUUGUUGUUCAUGGAAUUGCAAUGUCUAUUAGUGUUGCUGGUCCAGCUUAUUACACUCAUUGGCAGUCUCCUUAUUUUGUUUGGGGAGUUGCAGCAGUUAUCCUCAUUUCCAUCAUGAUUGUGCAAUCUAUGCACUAUUUCAGAGCAAAGAGUUACGAGAUCUUCUUGGUUGUGCACAUUGUUCUGGCCGCAGUUGCGUUGGGAGGCGCAUGGCUUCAUGUUAAACAUCCUAGUACAGGCUUACCAUAUGUCUAUACCACCGUUGCAAUUUGGGGUUUUGAUAGACUUUUGAGAUGGGUGCGUAUCAUUUGGUCCGGCCCAACUUCAAAGGCACAGGUGACCUUGCACGAAGGAAAUGUCAUCGAGUACAAGAUAGACUACUCCAGACGCUGGAAGUAUUAUCCAGGAAGUUACGCCUUUAUCCAUGUACUCCGUCCCAACUGUUUUUGGCAAUCACACCCCUUUACUCUUACCAUCUCUCCUAAGCAAGAAGAAGAAGGCAAAUUAGUUCUGUUCACCAGAGUAAAGAAAGGAUUCACCCAGAAGACUAGAGAUUAUCUUCUCACACAACCCAAUCACACUGCCCGUUUACCUGUCUUGCUUGAGGGUCCAUAUGGCCACCACCAUCCAGUUCAACACUACGAAACUGUGGUUUUGGUAGCCGGAGGUAUCGGAAUUACAGGCGUAUAUCCUUAUGCUGAUGAGCUCAUUCGUAAAACUGGUAAGAACCAAAAGAUUGUCUUCGUCUGGGCCAUAGCUGAUGAACGCCCAUUAGAAUGGUUUGCUGAUCAGUUAGACCAUUUGGCCUCUGACUCCAGAGUCGACGUAAAGAUUCAUAUCGGUAAUCUUGAGUCUUCAUCAUCAAGUAUCGUUGAAAUCGCCGAGUCUCCCAAUCCACAAGAUAAGGAAAAAGAUGUCAGUGAGACCACAAGACAAGCCUCAUCACUUCCCAGCAUUAUUCCCAGAGUAUGUGGAAGACCAAACAUGCAUUCAAUCGUUAACCAAACUGUUUCGGAGGCUGGUAAUUCUAUUGCUUUCGUAUGUUGUGGACCUCAUGAGAUGAAUGACGACGUUAGGAAAGCCAUUACGGACAAGCUGGUGGACAGCCCAGUUAGAAUCGAUUACUUCGAAGAAUCUUUCGGAUGGUAA
This is a messenger RNA of Sugiyamaella lignohabitans, 2244 nucleotides long. RefSeq names its product Fre2p (gene FRE2). Lineage: Eukaryota; Fungi; Ascomycota; Dipodascomycetes; Dipodascales; Trichomonascaceae. The record is from RefSeq and is a predicted model, not a curated record. Bases 1 to 2244 code for a protein of 747 amino acids. Gene Ontology annotation, biological process: iron ion transport; copper ion import; intracellular iron ion homeostasis. Gene Ontology annotation, molecular function: ferric-chelate reductase activity. Gene Ontology annotation, cellular component: plasma membrane. The transcript has a single exon.